Molecule: messenger RNA, 378 nt
Organism: Brugia pahangi
Lineage: Eukaryota; Metazoa; Nematoda; Chromadorea; Rhabditida; Onchocercidae
Source: the annotation of a GenBank genome assembly
AUGAUUCAAAAUGAAAUCAAAAAUGCACUGAGUACACUCAAUGUUGACAUUAAUUUUAGAAAAAAUCCUAGUUUAGCAAAAAUCCCAAAAAAAAGGAAAAAAAAUUUAGCCGACAAGGAAAAAGAGCGCUUAAAGGAGAUGGAAGAAAAGCGUAUUGAAGAAAGAAAACCCAAAAUUAUGAAACGAAAUGCUAAAGAGGAACGAAUAGCGAAAGGUAAAGAGACACGUGGCAAAGGUGAUUAUUCGACUAUGGACGAUGUACUGAGUGAUUGGGAUUCUGAAAGAGAUGGUAAAAAGAUAAAUGAGGAUGAUGGUCAGAAAUCAAGAGCCAAUACAAAUCUCGAAGGUGUUAUGACAUCAGAAAGAUUCCAUUACUAG